CAUGCUUUGCAGUUCAGUAGAGCUUCUCGCACUGACAAAGGUUUCAGAGUUUGAUGCGGGCGUGUCUGCUUUACGACAGGUAUUGAGCUGCAAUCUGCACCGUUACUCACCCUCUAAGCUCUCUGUGUUGAACUCGUCUCUCCCCAAGGAGAUCAGAGUACACGAGGCUGUCCCAGUGGCUCCCUCAUUCGAUGCUUGGGACUGGGCCAGUCACAGACACUACUCGUAUCUGAUGCCCACUUACGCUUUCGCAAGCCUAGAAUUGAGCUUGAAUGAAGCCAGCAGCUUCCGAAUAUCAAAAGAACAUCUGUGGUUUGUGCGUAAAAUGGCCCUUGAUUUUAUUGGGGGAAGAAAUUUCAUCAAUUUUACUGACAAGAAGCGUCUGGCGAAAGAGUUUCGGAGCAGAAAAUCAUUUGAGAGUUUCUGUUAUCGGUACAUUUUUGAUGGCAAAGUUGACGAUCCAUUUGUGUAUAAAGGAGUGGAGUUCUGCACUGUUCAUUUUAAGGGAAAUUCGUUCAUACUGCACCAAAUACGCAAGAUGAUAUCGGUUCUGAUUUUGCUCUCGAGAGGGAUUAUGACUCGUGAAUUUCUGCUGAGAAACCUGUUCCGCGAAGUGUCAGUGUCUAUACCUCUUUCGCCCGGGUUUCCUCUGGUGCUUAGCAAUCUCUCCUACGACCAAUACAACCGAAUCCAGAUGCUCAAAAAUGAAGGAGUUAUGACUCAAUUAAAUUUUUAUAAACACGACAAAACUAUUCGUAAGUUCGCGAAGGAUUUGAUUUUCACUGAAAUUCUGGACGAACACGUGAAUGGAAGUCAAAUGUUGGAGUUUUCUAACUUUGUUUUGUUGACUUCGGAAUCUUGUUUAGAGAAUUGUAAAAAAUAUAGAUCUUGGAAAAAUGUUCUUAUAUUUGAUGCUCCUAGACCAAUUUCAGAAAAUUUAUUGGCAUCUGUUUAAUUUUAUUGCUGAAUGAACUAUUUGAUAUUUGGUAUGUUCCUGUUUUUUUGUCUGCAUCUUCUAAGAAGACUGCUUCUGCUUGUCAAAAAAGUUCAAAAUGUUCUUUGAAAUUGUUGGUUUUUGAUUCAAGCUGAUUUUUUAAGGUCCAGCUUUGCUUUCCUCCAUAGCAUAAUUGAUUUAAUAGUAGCUGUGCAGCUUAGAGCUAAAACGUUAUUGGCCAGGGUCUAACUGAAUAGAAAAUGUUCAGCAUACCAAUCUCUGUAAGGACAUUUACUGAAGACUAGAAAAAAGCAACUGAACUACUGUUGUAAUUGGACUGUGGAACAAUAUAUUUAUUUGACAAUGUUUUGUACAAUCCGUUGAAAAUCCUUUUAGUUUAAGGCCUCGCUUGUUUGAAUGCAAAUAUUGAUGCAAUAUUGAUUCCUUCCAUAGUACUUGCUUUGCUCCUUCGUUUCAGAUAUUUGUUUGAUUGCCUGCGUUUGGCCUUUGCGGCAUGGCUAUUUAGUGAACUAACUGUGUUUAUAGAAGUCUAACAACUGUAAUAACUGUGUGUAUACAAUUUGAAGCUGGAGUGCUCAAACUAAAACUAACAAUCGAAACCGAUUAAUGGAGUAGUUGAGAAACAUCGAUGAUUAACAGUAGCUCAUUCGCAAACACCCAAGUUUGAAAGAAUUUGAGUCAAACAAGCUCAAAAUAUUCUGUCAUCUUAUUCCGCCAAAGAAAUUUACUUUUCUAUUCAGUUUUGAAGUUUAAGCAAUUUAGUUCGGCUGAUAUUAGAAAUCUAACUGCCUGUAAUUUGUUGCAAUAUUUCGAAAAGCAAUCUACUUUAUUUCAUUAUUCCUCAAUCAGGAAGAUCGCCGAUUUUCGCUGAUUACUUGGAGAAAUUUCUAGAAAGUUCGUAAAAGAU
This is a messenger RNA of Symsagittifera roscoffensis, 1862 nucleotides long. Its product is annotated as charged multivesicular body protein 4b-like. The record is from RefSeq and is a predicted model, not a curated record. NCBI's taxonomy places the organism in Eukaryota, Metazoa, Xenacoelomorpha, Acoela, Convolutidae. Gene Ontology annotation, cellular component: cytoplasmic side of plasma membrane; multivesicular body; ESCRT III complex. Gene Ontology annotation, molecular function: RNA binding; pseudouridine synthase activity. The transcript has 4 exons. The coding region runs from base 2 to 955 and encodes 317 amino acids. Gene Ontology annotation, biological process: tRNA pseudouridine synthesis; late endosome to vacuole transport via multivesicular body sorting pathway; vesicle budding from membrane.